ACGCAGUGGCAGCGUUGGGUCGAUGGGCGGGUGCAACAGCCCGUCCCAGUUUCUCUGCGAGUUUGUUAAUAUUUACCGAACAAAGUUUCUAGCUAAUGUUUUGCUGGAGGGGCAACAAGUUCUUGUUGUAUCACAUCCAACCAAGGCGCAAACGAGUUUAAGCAGCCUUCAGGAAUUACUACUGUUUUGGAUGUCUUUUUCUUUUGGACACGAGCGAAUCGAGAUGCAUUCAUUCAGAUUUUAACUUUCAGGCUCAAGUAGGAUACUUGUUGGGUAACUUGUGUGACUUUGUGUAAGGAUGUCCUCCAAUUCAACCAAGAAUUUUCCACUGACAGCGAAUCAUCUGACCAUUAUCAUCGCUUCAGUGUCCUGCCUGGUGUUCUUCAUUAUGAUCAUCCUGCUUCUCGCUAUCCUGUACCGGAAAGACCCGCUGUGCUGCAGGUUCUACCGGGGCUCACAACACCAUACCGAUGUCCCUCCACACUACCACAGCAGACAGUCUCUAGUGGGCUGCUCCUACAACCAGCAGGGUGCUGGUACAACCCCCGGAGAGAUGGACCCCCAGCAGCUAGGGAGGCUGUUCAUCGUUGGCAAACCCAGCAGUUACCACCUGCAGGGCCCACCGCCCCGCCUGCCGUCCUACGAGAGCGUCCGGAAGAAGGACCGGCAGAGACUCAUCCACUCCAUGAUCGCUGACCGCUUCGGCCUCAACGGGCCUUACUCCGACUCUGAGCCCCCUCCAACAUACGAGGAGACCCUGCGCCGCUCUGUGGAGAUUUCUGCUGUGGACUUACAGUCGCCAGAGACCCCCUCCUCCAGCAGCCUCACCUGCCCAGGACCCUCCCCUGCGGUCUGGGCAGAAGCCCCCGUCUGUGGCCCCCCAGGCCUGGAGCCCAGGGGCCCUGCAGCCGACCAGCAGUGAUCUCUUCUGAAGGCCCUCAUUGUGAUGGAGACAGAGGGGCCACUCAGCCUGUGCUGUCUGCCCGGGGGUCAGGAGGAGUUUGGAAUGGAGGUGGCUGCGUCCUUCUGGAGGUCUCUGCUCCUGUGAGCUACUUUUCUGUGAACUGACCUGCGGACGGUUUAAAGAAGCUGUCAAAGAGCAGGAAUUACGUGUACAGAGUGUUGACAAAACAAACCAAAGAAGUGUGCGUCGUUUGUGGAAUAGUCGUUAGAACGCCGGAACAUCACGUUUCCUACGUGGAAACAACUUCUUUAAGUUGUAUAAGAAUCCCACAGAAUCCCGCCCUAGUUACUCUUGUUAAUCAAUCUGAAGCCUUCUGAUUCAAGGAAUAGUGUGUUUGUACAGGUAAACUCGUCUUCACGUAGACCAUGCAGAACCAACUCAAUGGACAUGUGUUUUCACAAAAUGACAAACUACUAAGGGUCAUUUUUUAACCCAGGUUAAAGAUUAACUAAAUAUUAUGAACAUAUACUGGAAGAACUUAAAUGUGCUGAUAUGUACGGAUCUGACUCAUGCUGUGUACAGAUGUAACUAAGCUAGCAAACAAAAUUAGACAAUAUUUGUACAUUUCUAUUAAAUAUCCUCCUUUAAGUUAUAUAAUAAAUAACUUACCUCUUUACAGAUUCUGUAAGUUACUGAUGACAAAAUUCCUUAUGGCACAAACAUUUCCAUACCAUAGAUAGCAAGUGAGGCUCUGAAGGGAGUUACGACCUCUCUUUGACCUUUUCUACUUCUUGGAAAUUCAGCUCUCACCCUCCUCACCACCCCUCAGCAGAACCCACUGUUCCUGUACACAGUCAUGACUCCUCCCACUUCCUGGAGAGGAUUUCCAUCAUGAGAGUUCUAGAAGCCGCUGGUGUUGACAGUACCAGGCACUCAUCCCCUCCCUUACAUACCACAACUGCAGCUCUCCCCCAGACCUCUCCAGCUGGGCUGAGUUACUCCUUCACAGGUGCAUAAAGUCUCUGUGUUUCAGUGUGUCUCCCUUCUCCAUAUAACUCCCAGGUUGUCCUGUAACCUGAGGUUGUAUUACACAGGUUGUAUUAAUACGUUGGUGUAAUAACACUAGCUUGUAAGCUUGUAACUAGCAGUUAGCUUGUAAGACUCAGACCCAGAGGCAUGCUUUAUGGUUAUUAAUAAGAGACUGGAGAGAACCAUGAUCUGUACAAUAGUGACACUUUUGGUUUCUUUCAAGACCCCCUCGUGGUUAGUAACAGCAGACAAUGCUGUUGUCUGCUCUUGAGACCCCUUGUGGCCAGUCGACAGAACUGCAGACAAGGUUUUUCCAAUCAACUGUAUGGAUGUAUUUCCUAAAUGUCAACAGAUAUUCAUGGGAUGGCUGGGGAAGUUCAGGAAUUUUCACAUUGGUUCUUCGAUCUACUGCCUGACCAUUAAAGAGUAAGCCUAUGCACUUAAAUACAAAACUUUAUUCUUGUGACAUGUAUUUUGCACACAAAUCUAGACAGAUGACAGUUAACAUACAAGUCAUUCCUCCACAAUCAAACACUCACAUCGAUGAACACAAACUCUCUAUGAGUCAUAAAUGACCGUACUCCACCCUUGGACAGCUUCCUUUAUCAGAGUUCCUUUAUGACCUUAU
Messenger RNA from Osmerus eperlanus (European smelt), 2561 nucleotides. RefSeq lists its product as uncharacterized. The transcript has 5 exons. The record is from RefSeq and is a predicted model, not a curated record. Bases 299 to 922 code for a protein of 207 amino acids. NCBI's taxonomy places the organism in Eukaryota, Metazoa, Chordata, Actinopteri, Osmeriformes, Osmeridae.